Daldinia caldariorum is the source of this 689-nucleotide messenger RNA. Its product is annotated as 40S ribosomal protein S16. Gene Ontology annotation, molecular function: RNA binding; structural constituent of ribosome. The coding region runs from base 234 to 662 and encodes 142 amino acids. The record is from RefSeq and is a predicted model, not a curated record. The transcript is spliced from 3 exons. Gene Ontology annotation, cellular component: ribosome; cytosolic small ribosomal subunit. NCBI's taxonomy places the organism in Eukaryota, Fungi, Ascomycota, Sordariomycetes, Xylariales, Hypoxylaceae. Gene Ontology annotation, biological process: translation; maturation of SSU-rRNA from tricistronic rRNA transcript (SSU-rRNA, 5.8S rRNA, LSU-rRNA).
CGGAAAUUCUUCGGUUCCUCUACCUCACCAUCCAGGCUCCCCUUCUUCCCCGAAACGGCCUUAGCGCAUUUUCAGGGCACAAACCCUUUUUCGACAUUUCGGCAAAAGAGACGCGAAAUUUGUUCCUCCCCCCAUCACCAAUUCGACACUUGACCCUCUCGUUGAAGCCUAGGCAUUUUCGGUUGCGAAUACCUUCAACACCCAACCCACCUCCAACACACGAUUCCGCAACCAUGUCUACCCAAAGCGUCCAGUGCUUCGGCAAGAAGAAGACGGCUACUGCUGUCGCCCACUGCAAGGCCGGCAAAGGUCUCAUCAAGGUCAACGGCCGACCGCUCUCUCUCGUCCAGCCUGAGAUUCUCCGAUUCAAGGUCUACGAGCCUCUCCUAAUCAUUGGCCUCGAUAAGUUCGCCGAGGUCGACAUCCGUGUCCGCGUCACCGGCGGUGGUCACACCUCGCAGGUUUACGCCGUCCGCCAGGCCAUCUCCAAGGCCCUCAUCGCCUACUACCAGAAGUACGUCGACGAGCACAGCAAGAACCUGCUCAAGCAGGCCCUCGUCCAGUACGACCGAACCCUCCUCGUCGCCGACAACCGUCGGUGCGAGCCCAAGAAGUUCGGCGGUCCCGGCGCCCGCGCCAGGUACCAGAAGUCCUACCGUUAAACGAUGUUUCCCUCCCUGUCCUUGGGG